AUGAAAAAAGUAAAAAAUGAAAUUUCAAAUUUCCUUUCCUUUGAUUUAAAAAAUAAGCAAUCAUUAAUAAAUUUUUAUAAAGUUUUAAAUAAAGAAUAUAUAUGUGGAGAAAUUCAUAAAAAUUUAAUCUUAAAUCCUAAUCAGAAAUCCUCGUUUCUUUAUUUUGAACUCAGGCAAAAUGAAGUAGUAUUAGGGUUUAAAGAUACAAAUAAUGAUUUAUAUCAAAAAUUACUUAAAAUAAAAGAUAGCAAAAUAUUUGGAGAUGAUAUAAAAGAGGACGAAGAUAUUUCACAUUUAAUUAAAGACAUAAAAAACUACUCUUACAUUCAAGGAGGAGCCAUAAUAACAUUUCAUAAAAAGUUACUAACAGAUUACAUAAUCUUAAAAUUAGAGAAAUUCAAAGAAAUAACAGAUAAAUAA
Molecule: messenger RNA, 420 nt
Organism: Plasmodium gallinaceum
Lineage: Eukaryota; Apicomplexa; Aconoidasida; Haemosporida; Plasmodiidae
Product: conserved Plasmodium protein, unknown function
Exons: 1
Coding region: 1-420 (139 amino acids)
Source: RefSeq, a predicted model, not a curated record